AUGUCGUGGCGACAAAUUUUAAUUGGUUGUCUUGUAUUUGCUACGCUUGUUAUACCAAUUGUUCAAUUAUCGUUCGGUUUUCAUUAUGUCAAUAAUCCUGAACUAUGUCGAAUUCAACAGGAUAUAAUGAUAAUAAUGGCAAUCGGUGGUGUAUUUCAAGCACUUUUUUUUGCCGCAGCCUUCGGUUUUAUCUAUAGGAUAACACCAACAAAAUAUAAAGCGCAAAAAAAUCAAACUGUUGCACAGCAAAGUGCCAAAGGAAAUAAUCGUGCAUCGUUUAUUAUCAUUGGUUGUAUAACAGGUAUUAUCGGUGCAUGUGCUAUUAUAUUUUUUGUUAUUCUACAAAUUCAAGUAUAUAAAAGUUUUCCAAGUGUUCAAUCGAGUGACUCUAGUAGUUCAUCUUAUUAAUCACCUCCACGUAUUAUUUCAUCGAAUAAAGAUCCUUCAACAGAUCAACAAAUGUCUCGUGUAAAUGCUAUUGUCGCACAACCUGGAAGACAUGUUUGGCGUUUUGAACAUUUAUGGUCACAUCCACUUUAUUCAUGCUGUACGGAUUUAAAACAAUGUUGCUAUGCUUUCUUUUGUCCAUGGUGUUAUGAAUGCAAUUUAUUCGAUCGUGCAGGUGAAAAUUUAUGGACAUGCAUAUGUCCUGGUGCAAGAUAUGCUCUUCGAUCAAAGAUUCGUACUGCAUUUCGUAUUGAGGGUAAUUUAAUUCACGACUGUUGUGUUACAACAUUUUGCCCAUGCUGUUCAGCUAUUCAACUGACACGCGAACUUAAUUAUCAAGGCCUUUAA
This is a messenger RNA of Adineta steineri, 795 nucleotides long. NCBI's taxonomy places the organism in Eukaryota, Metazoa, Rotifera, Eurotatoria, Adinetida, Adinetidae. The record is from the annotation of a GenBank genome assembly.